AUGGCCGAAACAGCGAGUCCACCUGCCACCGAGUUGCGUCCCUCGUCAGCCACCAAGAUCCCGGGGCGAGGUGCGAGAAUCACGAUCCCUACGAACGCCGCCGCCUUGUCCUCCAGCGUAACAAGUCGCUUGCGACACCAGCUGGGACUGACGACCCCGAGCCCCGUCAAUCAGAAUGGCAGCUUCGAAUUUGACCGGGUGAUCAAGUCCGGGUAUGUGCAGAAGCGCACCCAGAAGACAAAAGCCUGGAAGACGGUAUACCUCGUACUACGGCCGAACGCGUUAUCUAUCUACAAGUCGGACAAGGAAAGCAAACUGCGGCACAAGAUCUACCUCUCCGACCUGUCGGCCGUGACUCUCCUCAAGGACCCGAAACAAAAGCGCCAUAAUCUGUUUGGCCUGUUCUCCCCGGCGAGGAACUUCCACUUUCAAGCACCGAGCGCCAAGGAUGCGCAGGAAUGGAUUGAGCUCAUCAGGCAGGACGCGAGGAUAGAAGAAGAGGAGGAAGACAUGUUCCUGGCAAGCCCCAUCGUACGCCGGCAAUCGUAUGCUGCCGUUGGUGUGCUGGGGAACAAUACGUCUGGAGUCCUCAAGGACACAUCCUUGGACCAUGAGAGGCUCGCGUCGAGUUCACCAGAGCCUGUCGAAUCCCUGCCGCCGAAACCGAUGUCCUCCUCAUCGGCAAGACGGCCCUCACAACUGGACUCGUCGGGCUUCUCCAGCAAUGACUUUGUCUCGCACUCUGACUUCUCCGAUUCCGAAGCUCCACGGGUUGGUGCUUCCUUCGAGAAUCUUGCCGUUCGGUCUCCGUCCACUUCUGGACAGCUUCGGCCAGUGCUCGGGGGCCGGAACUUGAGCCAACUCAGCGGACUGAACAUGGAAAACGACCCUGACCGAGUUGUCUGGCAAGGGUGGCUGCAGUUGCUAAAGACGAAGCGCGGCGUUAGACAGUGGAAGAACUGCUGGGCUGUGCUACGACCACGCAACCUGAUCCUAUACAAAGACGAGUCGGAGUAUACAGCUGCAUUCAUCAUGGCACUCUCGACUGUCGUGAACGUGGUGGACAUCGAUCCCGUCAACAAGAAUAAGCUGCACUGCAUGCAGAUUAUUACGGACGAGAAGAGCUACCGCUUUUGUGCCCACGACGAGGAGGCUCUGGUGCAGUGCUUAGGUGCCUUUAAGAGCUUGCUCUCCAGGCGGAAAGAUCUCGAAGCUCGGCAUACUGCCGCCGCCGCCACUACUGCUGCCGCUGCUGGUGGAAAUGCUGCAUCUUCUCCAUCAUGA
Molecule: messenger RNA, 1284 nt
Organism: Neoarthrinium moseri
Lineage: Eukaryota; Fungi; Ascomycota; Sordariomycetes; Amphisphaeriales; Apiosporaceae
Exons: 2
Coding region: 1-1284 (427 amino acids)
Source: RefSeq, a predicted model, not a curated record